Messenger RNA from Scaptodrosophila lebanonensis, 3996 nucleotides. It is a transcript of the gene GluRIA, whose product is annotated as glutamate receptor 1. The record is from RefSeq and is a predicted model, not a curated record. The coding region runs from base 680 to 3769 and encodes 1029 amino acids. Gene Ontology annotation, molecular function: glutamate-gated receptor activity; transmitter-gated monoatomic ion channel activity involved in regulation of postsynaptic membrane potential. Gene Ontology annotation, cellular component: plasma membrane; postsynaptic membrane. Lineage: Eukaryota; Metazoa; Arthropoda; Insecta; Diptera; Drosophilidae. The transcript is spliced from 14 exons. Gene Ontology annotation, biological process: modulation of chemical synaptic transmission; synaptic transmission, glutamatergic.
AGGCGAGUGUACGUGUAUGUGUUGGACGGACAUGUGUGCGUGUCUUCACGAAGUUAAAGUCAACAGACAUUUGAUUUGAUUUAAUGUGCGCACAAAGUCAAAGCGUGUGUGAGUGUGUGUGUGUGUGCGUGCGUGCGUGUGUACAUGUAUGAGGGAAGUGGUGGCCAGCUUCUUUCUUAGACGCAAUUUGUUUUACUUGUGCCCAAGUGAGUGCAUGUGUGUGUGUGUAUGUACAUAUGUCAGAUACUACGAAUGUAUUUACAAAGGAAAAUCUCGAGCAAAAGUCUGGGAAAAUUAACAAAGUAAAAUUACAGCAAAAUAUUUACAUUGUUCAAUUAAAUUUCAAUAUAAAAGAAAACCACCAUCAUGCCAAGCAACACGAGCACUGCUACUCCUGCACGCAGGCAACAGUAUUUUUCAAAAUUAACCACAAGUUGAACUUCACAUAACAUAUUGAAAAAAAGAACACUUUAAUAGCAAAUAUUUCAAUAUUAGUUCAAUUAAGCACAAUAAACACAAUAUACCUAUUUGUGCAAUAACGUGAACGAAACUGCAACACCAGCAAAGGCAACAUCAGAAAGUUCAAGUGGAAACUACACGGCGCACACGAGCAAACAAACGCAGUCGCACACUAACCUGCUCACUCACUUACUUACAACGCUAGAAAUUGUUACACAAAAUGCAUUCGAGGCUAAAAUUCUUGGCAUAUUUACAUUUAAUAUGCGCCGGCAGCAUUUGCUCGUUGGAAUUUAGCGCAGCACAACAGCAGCAGCAGCAGCAACAACAACAACAGCAGCAGCAACAGCAAUACUACCAACAACAACAGUUGCAACAACAAUCAGCAUCGUUAACCGAGAAAAUACCAUUAGGCGCCAUAUUCGAACAGGGGACGGAUGAUGUGCAGUCAGCCUUUAAAUAUGCAAUGCUCAAUCACAAUCUCAAUGUUACAUCGCGUCGCUUUGAAUUGCAGGCGUACGUUGAUGUCAUCAAUACGGCGGAUGCAUUCAAAUUAUCACGCUUGAUCUGCAAUCAAUUUUCGCGAGGCGUUUACUCAAUGCUGGGCGCCGUAUCGCCGGACUCCUUUGACACAUUGCACUCCUAUUCGAAUACGUUUCAGAUGCCAUUUGUGACGCCCUGGUUUCCCGAAAAGGUGCUUACACCGUCGUCGGGUCUGCUCGAUUUCGCUAUCAGCAUGCGUCCGGAUUAUCAUCAGGCGAUUAUUGAUACUAUACAGUACUAUGGCUGGCAUAGCAUAAUAUAUCUCUAUGAUUCCCAUGAUGGCUUGCUACGGCUGCAGCAAAUCUAUCAAGAACUGAAGCCCGGAAAUGAAACAUUUCGCGUGCAAAUGGUCAAACGGAUCGCCAAUGUAACAAUGGCCAUUGAGUUUUUGCACACGCUCGAGGAUUUGGGGCGCUUCAGCAAAAAGCGCAUCGUGCUCGACUGCCCGGCGGAAAUGGCCAAAGAGAUCAUUGUCCAGCAUGUGCGAGACAUAAAGCUGGGACGGCGUACCUAUCAUUACUUGCUCAGCGGGCUGGUCAUGGACAACCAUUGGCCCAGUGAUGUGAUUGAAUUCGGGGCCAUCAACAUCACGGGUUUUCGCAUUGUCGACACUAAUCGGCGAGCCGUGCGUGAUUUUCAUGACAGCCGGAAACGUUUGGAGCCGGCAAGUGGCGUAGGAACAGCAGGCGGGGGAAAUGCCGGCGGCAGCAGCGGUAACGUGGCUGCAAUUUCGGCACAGGCAGCACUCAUGUAUGAUGCCGUUUUCGUUCUGGUCGAGGCCUUUAACCGGAUUUUGCGCAAGAAGCCGGACCAGUUUCGUGCCAAUCAUCUGCAGCGGCGUAGUCAUGGCUCAUCAUCUGCCUCCACCAUGGCUCUGAAUGAAUCAACAGCGCUGCUGGACUGCAACACAUCGAAGGGUUGGGUCACGCCUUGGGAGCAGGGCGACAAGAUAUCACGUGUGCUGCGCAAGGUGGAGAUCGAGGGGCUGACCGGUGAGAUUCGUUUCGAUGACGACGGGCGUCGCAUCAACUAUACGCUGCAGGUGGUGGAAAUGUCGGUGAACAGCACUUUGCAGCAAGUGGCUGAGUGGAGGGACGAUGUGGGCCUGCUGCCCUUGCAUGGGUAUCGCUACAGUUCCACACGUUCGAUGUCGUCCAGCUCGGCAGACUAUGCCCGCAAUCACACGUACAUAGUGACCAGUGUGCUGGAGGAACCCUACCUUAUGCACAAGCAGGCGAACUAUGGGGAACAGUUGGCGGGCAAUGAUCGCUUUGAGGGCUACUGCAAGGAUUUGGCAGAGCUGUUGGCCAAUAAGCUGGGCAUACGGUUCGAGCUGCGACUCGUCCAAGAUGGCAGCUAUGGCGCUGAAAAUCAAUACGCCCCUGGAGGCUGGGAUGGCAUGGUGGGUGAGCUGGUGCGAAAGGAGGCGGACAUUGCCAUAGCAGCGAUGACCAUAACUGCAGAGCGCGAACGCGUUAUUGAUUUUAGCAAACCUUUCAUGUCGCUGGGCAUAUCCAUUAUGAUCAAGAAGCCUGUGAAGCAAACUCCCGGUGUUUUUAGUUUCCUCAACCCACUCUCCCAGGAGAUUUGGAUGAGUGUUAUUCUGAGCUAUGUGGGCGUGAGUGUUGUGCUCUACUUUGUCACUCGCUUUCCACCCUACGAGUGGCGCAUUGUGCGCCGCCCUGCGGCAGAUCAGGCGUUGACAGCAUCCAGUCAACAGCCGCCAGGCUUCAUUGGCGGCGUCACCCACAACGAACAAAUAUCCUCGGGUGCCACCAGUGCUCAGGUCAAUGCACAGCAGUUGCCAUCUACUGUGGUGCCUCCAAAUGACUUCACGCUGCUUAAUUCCUUUUGGUAUUCGUUGGCCGCCUUUAUGCAGCAGGGCAGUGACCUAACGCCACCCUCGAUUUCGGGUCGUAUUGCCGCAGCCGUCUGGUGGUUCUUUACGCUAAUUCUGAUCUCAUCCUAUACGGCCAAUCUGGCCGCUUUUCUCACAGUUGAACGCAUGGUGGCGCCCAUCAAGUCGCCCGAGGAUCUGGCCAUGCAGACAGAUGUCCAAUAUGGCACAUUAUUGCAUGGUUCCACUUGGGACUUCUUCAGGCGCUCCCAAAUCGGUCUGCACAACAAAAUGUGGGAGUAUAUGAAUGCCAAUCCCCAUCUGUCUGUACAUGCCUAUGAUGAGGGCAUCAGACGCGUGCGCACCUCGAAGGGCAAGUAUGCGCUCCUCGUCGAGUCGCCCAAGAACGAGUACGUGAAUGCGCGAGCGCCCUGCGAUACCAUGAAAGUGGGCCGAAAUAUCGACACGAAGGGCUUUGGCGUGGCCACGCCCAUUGGCUCGCCACUUAGAAACCGCCUCAACCUAGCCGUGCUCUCGCUCAAGGAGAACGGGGAGCUGUUGAAGUUGCGCAACAAAUGGUGGUACGAUAAGACCGAGUGCAAUCCCAAUCAGGAUAGCCAGGAGACAGCAACACCUAACGAGCUGUCUUUGAGCAAUGUCGCUGGCAUUUAUUACAUACUUAUUGGAGGGCUGCUGCUGGCCGUCAUUGUGGCCAUCAUGGAGUUUUUCUGCCGCAGCAAAGCAUCGCGUCUGAAGACGCAAACGAAUGCCAAUGGUGGCAUACUGGCCUCCUCAACAUAUCAGCGCGACUCUCUGUCGGAUGCCAUCAUGCACUCGCAGGCCAAGUUGGCGAUGCAGGCGAGCAGCGAAUACGACGAGCGACUGGUCGGCGUGGAGUUGGCCUCCAAUGUUCGGUAUCAGUACAGCAUGUAAACCUCUCCACCCUAGAGGACGGCAGAACUGUUUAGCUCAUAAAUUGUGUUGUACAUAACUAAGUCAUCAAACUAAGGAACGCUGGCAAUCAAGUUGGCGUCUGCCGCAGUCGAGUGGCGGCGACGGGCAGAUGACGGGAUCGUUCCACACUGUACAUAAUUAUUUUUGAUAAAUGUAUACAAGACAUGUAAAAAAAAAACAAAAACAAAAACCAAAAAUAGACAAAG